Oryctolagus cuniculus (rabbit) is the source of this 5103-nucleotide messenger RNA. Lineage: Eukaryota; Metazoa; Chordata; Mammalia; Lagomorpha; Leporidae. The record is from RefSeq and is a predicted model, not a curated record.
GGCUACUCCCAUCCAGGGCUGCUGUCCAGUGCAGCUUUAUCAGCAGGGCUGCCACAGGCUCGGAGCUCUGCGGCUUGCCUCCCUUUUCUGCUCCUCCUACUCCCCCUCCCCGCGCCCCUAGGCAUUUUUUUUUCUUCCUUUCUCGCUGCCCCUUUUUCGGUUUUGGCUCCAGACUGUCGCUAAGAAUGCACCGUGUGGUUCCGGUGCGUCUUGGGAUGCUCCUGGGCCCAGCGUCCUGGAAGGGCGGGGAGGCAUGGCAGCGCCUCACUUGACGUUGACGGCGCUGUGAGGUCCCUUCUUCCCUCUGCAAGAAUCCUGACUAUGCAGAAAUUUAUCGAAGCGGAUUACUAUGAACUAGACUGGUAUUAUGAAGAAUGCUCGGACGCAAUGUCCCUGGGAGACGCAGGAGGGGAAGAGGAGUGUUUUGAAUAUGAUGGCCAGGAUGAAGAGAGGAGACCCACCAGCAAGCAGCCAUGCGUCGACACUCUGGACUUCUUGGAGGAGGUGCUAUGUGCUGAAAGAGUUGGCCAGAUGACUAAGACGUACAAUGACAUCGACGCUGUCACUCGGCUUCUGGAGGAGAAAGAGCGGGAUCUAGAAUUGGCUGCCCGCAUCGGCCAGUCGUUGUUGAAGAAGAACAAGACGCUGACGGAGAGGAACGAGCUGCUGGAGGAGCAAGUGGAACACAUCAGGGAAGAGGUGUCUCAGCUCCGGCAUGAGCUGUCCAUGAAGGAUGAGCUGCUCCAGUUCUACACCAGCGCCGCCGAGGAGAGUGAGCCCGAGUCUGUUUGCUCCACUCCGCUGAAGAGGAACGAGUCCUCCUCCUCCGUACAGAACUACUUCCACCUGGAUUCCCUGCAAAAGAAGCUCAAGGACCUGGAAGAGGAGAACGUCGUGCUGCGAUCCGAGGCCUGCCAGCUGAAGACAGAGACCAUCACCUACGAAGAGAAGGAGCAGCAGCUGGUCAAUGACUGCGUGAAGGAGCUGAGGGACGCCAAUGCCCAGAUCGCAAGCAUCUCGGAGGAGUUGGCCAAGAAGACCGAGGACGCUGCCCGCCAGCAGGAGGAGAUCACACACCUGCUGUCACAGAUUGUCGAUUUACAGAAAAAGGCGAAGGCUUGUGCGGUGGAAAAUGAGGAGUUGGUCCAGCACCUAGGGGCUGCAAAGGACGCCCAGCGGCAGCUCACAGCCGAGCUGCGUGAGCUGGAGGACAAGUAUGCAGAGUGCAUGGAGAUGCUGCACGAGGCUCAGGAGGAGCUGAAGAACCUCCGGAACAAGACCAUGCCCAACACCACGUCCCGCCGCUACCACUCGCUGGGCCUCUUCCCCAUGGACUCCUUGGCAGCAGAGAUCGAGGGCACCAUGCGCAAGGAGCUGCAGUUGGAAGAGCCGGAGUCUCCCGACAUCACACACCAGAAGCGAGUCUUCGAGACGGUGAGAAGCAUCAACCAAGUGGUCAAGCAGAGGUCUCUGACCCCUUCCCCCAUGAACAUCCCCGGCUCCAACCAGUCCUCGGCCAUCAACUCCCUGCUGUCCAGCUGCGUCAGCACCCCCCGGUCCAGCUUCUAUGGCAGUGACGUCGGCAGCGUCACCCUUGACAACAAGACCAACAGCAUCAUCCUGGAGACCGAGGCAGCCGAGCUGGGAGACCAGCGCACUAAGAAGCCGGGCACGCCGGGCACGCCGGGCUCCCACGACCUGGAGACGGCGCUGAGGCGGCUGUCGCUGCGCCGGGAGAACUACCUGUCGGAGAGAAGGUUCUUCGAGGAGGAGCAGGAGCGGAAGCUCCGGGAGCUGGCGGAGAAGGGCGAGUUGCGCAGCGGCUCGCUGACGCCCACCGACAGCAUCAUGUCCCUGGGCGCGCACUCGCGCUUCUCCGAGCUCACGGGCUUCUCGGGCAUGUCGUUCAGCAGCCGCUCGUACCUGCCGGAGAAGCUGCAGAUCGUGAAGCCGCUGGAAGGUUCUGCCACUCUCCACCACUGGCAGCAAUUGGCACAGCCUCACCUGGGGGGCAUCUUGGACCCCCGGCCCGGUGUAGUCACCAAGGGCUUCCGGACGCUGGACGUUGACCUAGACGAAGUGUACUGCCUUAACGACUUCGAAGAAGACGACACAGGUGACCACAUUUCUCCCCCGGGCCUAGCUACCUCCACGCCAGUGCAGCACCCAGAGACCUCAGGUGAGACGUUCCGAGCACGCGUGACUGUCUCAGGCAGCAGAAGUUACCCGAGCCGGCCUCAGGCUUCCCCAGAGGAGAUGCAGGAGCCGCCAGCGGCCGAGGAGGAGGAGGAGGAGGAGGAGGGGUCUGCGCACCACCCUGGGAAGUGCAUGUCACAGACCAACUCUACCUUUACCUUCACCACCUGUCGCAUCCUGCAUCCUUCAGACGAGCUCACGCGGGUCACACCAAGCCUUAACUCAGCCCCGACUCCAGCUUGUGGCAGCGCGGGCCACUUGAAGUCCACGCCAGUGGCCACGCCGUGCACCCCACGGAGGCUGAGCCUGGCCGAAUCCUUCACCAACGUCCGGGAGUCCACAACCACCAUGAGCACGUCCCUGGGGCUGGUGUGGCUGCUGAAGGAGCGGGGCAUUUCUGCGGCCGUGUACGACCCCCAGAGCUGGGACAGGGCUGCCCGGGGCUCGCUCCUGCACUCCUAUGCGCCCAGGAUGGCCGUGAUCCCCUCCACCCCACCCAACUCGCCUAUGCAGACCCCCACGUCCUCCCUGCCCUCCUUCGAGUUCAAGUGCACGAGCCCUCCCUACGACAACUUCCUGGCUUCCAAGCCGGCCAGCUCCAUCCUGAGGGAGGUGAGGGAGAAGAAGAGCCUGCGUAGCAGCGAGAGCCAGACCGACGUGUCCGUCUCCAACCUCAACCUCGUGGACAAAGUCAGGAGGUUUGGGGUGGCCAGAGUGGUGAACUCAGCAGGGCGAGCGCAUGUCCACACCUUGACUGAGGAUCAGGGACCUCUCCUCGGCGGGCCGCCGGGACCAACACACGCCCUGGUCCCCGGAGGCCUGGUCCCCGAGGGCCUGCCUCUGGGAUGCCCCACGGUCACCAGUGCCAUCGGCGGGCUACAGCUCAACAGUGGCAUCCGGCGGAAUCGUAGCUUCCCCACCAUGGUGGGGUCCAGCAUGCAGAUGAAAGCCCCUGUGACUCUCACCUCAGGCAUCUUGAUGGGUGCUAAGCUCCCCAAACAGACUAGCUUACGGUGAGGAGGGGGCCUGCGGCCCCAGAGCAGGCCGGCGCUCCCCGCUGCCUCCCUUCCACCCCGCCACAGCGCGCGCACUCCUCCUUCCCGUCUCCAUCCGCGCCCUCCCGAGCUCGACAAAUCAACCUCGUGCCUCAGGGUGGGCAGAGCCGAGGCCGUGUAGAAUGUGUACAUAGGACUCGGGGCACCUUGCACCUGCCCCGCCCCUUCCUCCGGCCCUGCAGGAAGGGCCCUCCGCACCAUCAUCACCCUCGCGAGGAUUUGGCUUGUGCUCACCCCGGGGGAAGGUUCCUCUUCGUCUUCUUUCCCCCUCAAGAAGCACUGAAACUCCCAAGUGUGUUCUUAUCCCAUGGAUAGGAAGCCAGUGAAUCCUGGGGCUGACUGCCCGCUGCACGCCACGAGUGCACCUGCCGCCCCGGGGCCCUGGGCCACCUCGCCUCGGCCACCCCACAAGAGGCUUAGGAGCCUCGGGCCUUGGCCACCUGCCGCUGACGUAGCUUUUCAUGAUGGGAGAGAUCUUCUUCCGUUGACGGGCAGCCCGGCUUCUCCCACCCGCGCGACCCUGCCUCUGUGCGCGGUCAUUUUUCUGUUGAGGCGUGACGCUCUCUUUCAUCAGCCGUCAGCCUAGGCGUCGGACCCAGCAGAGAACGGGUUCACACUGAGCAGCCCCUUCUGCGUCCUGUGUGAUUGCUUUUUAUCCUUCCGUGUUUUUAAACGCAGGGAAGUCGCAGUCCUGACAGCGUGCGUCCUCUCUGUGGUUCCGUGAUACCAAAAGAGGAAUUCCAGAUACCGCAAGCCGCUAACCAGUGCAGCGUGCUUCCGGGUCGCAGUGUCACAACCCAGUCGAUUUCAGACCAGAGCCCAAGACAGCUUCCACUGUAGGACUGAAAGGAAAAGGGAUAGGGACAGACCUCGGGGAGAACCAGAACCGACACCAAACCGAUUCCAGGGAAAAACGAGGCUUUGGUGUCCUUAGGGUGAAACGCAAGCUGGCCAGCGUGGCUCAGCUAUGUCCCGUUUUCCGUCUUGUUUCGGAACAGAGGCUGUCACAACCAGGUGUCUUCCUCCCCCUGCCCCCAGCCCUUUUUCUCCGUGUGCCACUUUCUGUCCUUAGAAGAACAACGGAGGUGCUUUUGGAAAGAACUACGCAUGCACGAACCAGGGAGCCUGGUCCUGUCGCUGUCACUGAUCCAGUCGUGAACUUUUAUUUAUUAUUUGUUGUGUGCCGUUUUGUAAACAAACACCCUCUCGCCUUCCAGCUUCGGCCACGGUGCAUCGGUGGCAUCCCAAUCGAAGCAGGGAUUGAUUUGUUGUAAUCUGAGCACUGCACUGGACGCCAUGGGGUUCCGUGACCAGACUCCUACGGGAAGGGUAACAUCCCAAGGCAAUAGGUUGUCAUUUUGUGUCCCCACCUGGAGUGUCCUGCCCCUGAGUGACGGCAGCCUCAUGUCCACCGAGGACACUGGCAGAGGAGUCCCCAAGGAGCAAGCCUCAGUCCCACGAUUUCAAAUUAUUUAUUCUCCUAACACCUGUUUUUUUUUUUUUAAUUAUGUUCUCAGCUCUCCUCACUGUCGUAGGUGUGCGCUCUGUGCGAGUAACGUUAUCUCCCUUGAUUUGAAUGUAUUUUAAAGCAGCAGGUGGAGUAACAAAGGAACGUGAAAGCCACGCGCUGAAUGGACCACCCCGUGUAGAGAGCGAGGAGCCAGCGCUGCCACCAAACUACCAGUGUCUAAACCGGCAACUCGGAGGCCGCAGUAUUUAGCGUAGUAAAUAAAUCAAAUGAGCAACAUUGUGCAGCCACUACCAAGAAGUGUGUUGUGAUGCAUCAGACAUCAACAAUAAAAUCUCAUUCGCUAACGAGAACCAAUAAAAUAAGCUCAAAUGAUGGAAACCA